Colletotrichum higginsianum IMI 349063 is the source of this 2946-nucleotide messenger RNA. Its product is annotated as Fungal specific transcription factor. Gene Ontology annotation, molecular function: DNA-binding transcription factor activity, RNA polymerase II-specific; zinc ion binding; sequence-specific DNA binding. Bases 1 to 2946 code for a protein of 981 amino acids. NCBI's taxonomy places the organism in Eukaryota, Fungi, Ascomycota, Sordariomycetes, Glomerellales, Glomerellaceae. Gene Ontology annotation, cellular component: nucleus. The record is from RefSeq and is a predicted model, not a curated record. The transcript is spliced from 5 exons. Gene Ontology annotation, biological process: DNA-templated transcription; positive regulation of transcription by RNA polymerase II.
AUGAGUCCUCCAUCCCGGCCCGUCAAGGCCGACAACUCGCCCCCGGACUCCAACAUGUCGGACAACGAGUCGGCUGCGCCGUCUACCAACGGCUGGCCUGUCAAAGAACCGCCGUCACCGAGUGGUAGCGCUCAUUCCGGCUCCGACAUGGACGAGAAGCCCGGCGAAGCCGGCACCAACGCCCCCGUGCAGAAGCGCCGGCGGGUGACCAGAGCCUGCGACGAAUGCAGACGCAAGAAGAUCAAGUGCGACGGCAAGCAGCCGUGCACCCACUGCUCCGUCUACAGCUACGAAUGCACAUAUGACAAACCCUCCAACCGGCGGAGGAAUCCGGCCCCUCAGUAUAUCGAGGCGCUGGAGAGCCGUCUGCAGCGUGCCGAGAGCCUGCUGCGCAAGUUCAUCCCGGACGUCGACCUGGCCGAUCCCACGCUGGAUCCUGCCGUCCAGCAGGAGUUCCGCAACAGGGAGCACGCCAGGGGCCAGACCUCCAAGCCGAGGCACGACCCGUACGUCGUGCCCGAGAGGGGCGACGCCCAGCUGCUGUCCAUGAUCGAGUCCAUCGGCCAGCUGGACCUGGACGACAGGGGCGGCUGGGACUUCCACGGCGUGUCGUCCGGCGCCGUCUUCCUGCGGCGCAUGAAGGAGCACUUCAGGGGCAUGAUGGGCCCCAUCACCAAAGUGCCCUUCCUGCCGCGGCCGGACAGGCCUGCCGGUCUGAUCAACCUCGACUCUCCCGCAUCGGCCGCCAGCUCGCCCUUCGACUCGACCAUGUCCACAGCCCCUGAGCUCCCCCCGAAGGAGGUGGCCAGGAACCUCUGCUACCUCUCGCUGAACUGCGCGACCUGCCUGAUCCGCAUAGUCCACGUCCCCUCCUUUUACGAAAUGCUUGACAGAAUCUACGAAAAGCCCUACGAAGACUACUCCAAGGAAGAGCACAGGUUCCUGGGCCUUCUCAACGCCGUCAUGGCCCUGGGCUGCAUGUACCGCAACCUGGACGAGAACGCCCCUUCGGUGGCCUACAAGGAGUCGGUCGACGAAGGAAUGAAGUACUACGACACCGCCAGGCGGAUCCUGCAGGACAUCACGGAAUGCCGGGACCUGACGUCGCUCCAGGCCCUGCUCUUUAUGAUUCUUUUCCUGCAAGCCACCUCGAACCUGAGCGGGUGCUACGCCUUUGUGGGGAUCGCGCUUCGGUCGGCCCUGCGCAUAGGCCUGCACAGGUUCUUGAAGCACGAGAAGAUUUCCAUCAUCGAGCAGGAGGUCCGGAAGCGGGUGUUCUGGGUCAUCCGGCAGAUGGACAUUUACGUCUCGGCCAUGCUCGGCUUCCCGCUGAUGCUCAACGCCGAGGACAUUGACCAGCCGUACCCGAGCGAGAUCGACGACGAGUACAUCACGGACGAGGGCAUCCUGACCCCUCCGCCAGGCACCUUUUCCUUCUUUGAAGCGUUCAACGCGCACACACGUCUGAUGGAGAUCCUGGCCCGGAUCCUCAAGUUCGUCUACCCCCUGAAGGGGCUCGGCCAGAGCGUCAUGAAGGGCGACAAGCCGGGCGCGACGUACCUGAUCAGCUACGCCAACAUCAAGCGGAUCGAGGCGGAGCUGCAGGAGUGGUACGAGGUUCUGCCCGCCCAGUGGCGGCCCAGGCCCGACGGGCCCGUCGAGGUGAUCCGCGUUCGCCAUCUGCUGAGGUUCGCCUACGCCCAUGUGCAGCUCGUCCUCUACCGCCCGUUCCUGCACUACGUCUCCCCCCGCCUGGGCGUCGGAAAGAACAUUGACGACCUCUCGUACGCGUGUGCCGCGGCCUGCAUCAGCGUGUCGCGGAACAUUGUCCACAUUGGCAUCGAAAUCCGCAAACAGAACGUGCUGGCCGGGCCGUACUGGUUCAUGCUCUUCACCGAGUUCUUUGCCAUCCUGUCUCUCGUCUUCUACUCGAUAGAAAACCCCGAGAAGAUCGGCUCCGCGGAGGUGCUGGAAGACGCCAUCGCGGGCAGAGACAUGGUUGCCAAGCUGCAGUCCAAGAGCCAGGCCGCCGACAGAGUCACGGAGGCGCUCAACGUCUUGUUCGAACAGUUGCCCGAGAGGCUCCAGGAGGCCAAGUCUCGGCCGAUCCCGACCAAGAAGCGAUCGGCGCCCGGGCAGAAGGCGAGCUCGGUACCCGUCCACGGACAUGCGGCCCUGCAGCCGGGCAUCGGCCAACGCCGAUCCGAAGAGCUCAGCCGACCGCCCAGCGUGGUGAUGGCCAACGGGCGGAUGCACCAGCCGCCGCUCCGCACCUCGUUCGACGACGUGCCCAUCUCGGAGGCGGGGUACCAGAGCGCCUCCCUCGCGAGCAACAUCCAGGACCUGCUGGGCAUGGACAUGUCCUCGCGGGCGACCCCGGACUCGGUCAGCACGUCGGCCAGCUCGAACCGGCCGACGCAGGGGUUCCCGCCGCCGCACAGCAUGACGCACCUCGGCAAGCUCGACUCGCUCAUGUUCCCGUCAGAGGAUCCGUUCGCGUACCCCAACCAACCCAUGAUGGAACUCGGCUUUCAAAAGGGACCAGGGCCGAACAACGUCAGCGGCCCGCAGGAUUCGUCCACGUUCAUGAUGCCCGGCGCAUUCGACGACAUCGACACCCAGCUCCUCGGGCAGUCGCCCGCCUACUUCCUGCAAGGACAGGGCCACCACCAUCAGCAACAGCAGCAGCAGCAGCAGCAGCAGCAGCAGCAUCAACAGCAGCAGCAUCAACAGCAGCAACAACAACAGCAGCAGUCCGGAUACGACCUCGCGGGCAUGUACCAGCACCCGGGAUACCAGGGCAUGCCUGAUGCCGCGAGGCUCGAACACGCACGCCGGGCACAUAUGCAGCAGCGGCCCGGGGAGCUUGAACGGAUGCUUGCAGAGACGGGCUACCAAGGCAACUGGGCGGGGAUGCUCGCCAGGAACGGAUUUCAGGGCCUAUAG